This is a messenger RNA of Asterias rubens (European starfish), 4163 nucleotides long. RefSeq names its product cilia- and flagella-associated protein 61-like. The transcript has 27 exons. Lineage: Eukaryota; Metazoa; Echinodermata; Asteroidea; Forcipulatida; Asteriidae. The coding region runs from base 102 to 3980 and encodes 1292 amino acids. The record is from RefSeq and is a predicted model, not a curated record.
GGAGGUUAUGCGUAGUCUGCAGUCUGCGGAUUUGAGUUGUGGAUUCAUUUUGCAUUGAAAAAAAGUCUGAAAGUAACCUUUUUGGUUACUGAUUAUCCACAAUGACAGCAGUUUUGAUGUCAAGCAAUGGUCCAGCAGAAGUCAUCAAUGCACGUCGGACUGAAUCCCUCGAUGCGCCAAACAUUCUGAAACUAGUGGGACCAUCAACGGAACCUCAGUUUGGACUUGUCAAUGUUGUCAAUUUAAUUGAGAAGGCAGUCUUGGCUGUGACGCUCAACAAUGACAAGGAACAGAUCUUGGCUCACUCAGCUUUCUUUGAUUAUCCUAACGUUCCCGAGGUUGACCCAGCCACUUGGCAAGAGUGGCUCAACACCUACUAUGACUGUGAGAAAUGCACUCCCUUGAACACAUUGUUCAUGCACUAUUUUGCAGCAAAGCAAGAGUUUUCACACGGCAGUGCAAGGGAGAUCAUUCGCACUGUCUUUAAUGCAGUACCAGACAUUCACUUCUUGUACCUCAUUGUACCCAAUGGCAUCUUCCCUGAGCCUGCCUUGGCUGACAUCUUCAAGCCACUGGAGAAGAAGUUUGGAGCAAAACCUCUAGAGAAAUAUUCCAUAUUUGUCUGUCACAGACAUGACCACGCUCCGGUUCUCUUCGUUAGGAAAGCCAGGGUGGAAGACCAUGAUGACCUGACGCCUAUAUUCAACCGUCAGAGUGACAUGUUGAAGACGACGUAUGGAGAUUACUUCUUAGCAGAGUUGAUUGAGUCUCAAGAUGAGGAUAACCAUGCUAUUAUUGUUGAGACGGAGGGCAAUGCAGUUGGAUUCAUGAGUAUUUCUAGAAGUAUUAAUCUGGAUCUACUGAGUAGGUGCUUUGAGUUGGGUCCAUUCCAUGGUCUGCGCAAACCACAUCCUGAAGAUGUCCUCGUGCCUCCUACACCACCCCCUACAGCUGAACAACCAGUCACAGCUGAUGAUCAUGAAGGUAGUCAACAUGGACCAGACAAACCGAUGUCCAGAUCCAGCUCAAUCUCCAGCAAGAAGGGUGACGGCACCAUACCAACUCCGGCCACUACAGUAAGACCAGGAAGCGGUAGUAAAACCACACCCGCUGGUACCCUACCAUCAACAUUGAGUACGCCUGCACAACCUAAGCCUGGAACCAGUGCCAGUGGAGUCGAGUCAACAGAUGUCAAGAUUCAAUCCAAGCUAAGUGAUGUGCACAUGGCAAGUGUUGCCUCCUUGAUGAGUGAACAUGAAGAUGCAGAAUCGGUCAGGUCAACCGGGUCAAAGAAGAGUGAGUCACUAGUCUCGGCACAAGGGGACACCGAUGUCACCCCAGCUGUACCAGAACCAAGCCCUAUCCCAGAACCCGCUCUCCCCACCCCAAGGUUUGAUCCGGUGUAUCACGGAGAGUCCAACGGCUUCACCAUUCAGCUUUUCUGCAUUGAUGAAAAAUAUGAAAUGAGAUCUCUGGACUUUCUACCCAUGGCAUUUUCUCUGUUUCCUGAUAAGGAGUUUUGUAUACUCACCAUGCCCCACAUGGUACCAGAGUUCCCUCUCCUACAGAGCUUUGUGAGAGUCACCCCUAAGUGCCCCAGCAUCCUUGCUCAAGAGCUGUAUGUAUUCAACCGAUGCGGCCUUCUUCAAUCCUUCGAGGUUCGGCCGGCCUGUACCACCGACGAGCAAGGGGUGCAGGACUUGAUACAACAUGUAGACAACAAGGAAGGACUGAUGACUGAUCUUAGACAGUUUAACAAGGCUAGGAGAGAUCCGGAUGGUACACCAAUCCAAGCCUUUGUCGCUACCUGUCUGAACCAAGUGGUGGGCGUGGCCAUAACACGUCAGGAGGAGGAUAUUGAGUACAUCCGCUCCCACUACAACAUCGAAGAUUUCAUCUACUUCAAUCACCACCGCCGAGAUGAGCAUGGUCACCUUCACCAUCUGGCCCUCAAUCCCAUAUUUCAGCAUCAGACUAAACACUUGAUGAAAGAGGUACUACGCCAGGCCCACUUUACGUGUCUCUACUACCCUGUGUACCCGCCCUAUGCGUCAGAGGAGGUGCGGAAGAAGCAUUCCUUGGUUACCAGCUUAAACUACAUGGUGCCAGUGAGAGGGAGAAGGCAGAUUAUUUACCCGGUGGAUCAGCUUAAGGGCAAUGCUCCGUCUGAGAGAAUCCUCAAAGAAAAGGAGAAGUAUGCGUUGAGUCACAUGAACCGGAAGUUGACCCUUGAACCCAAGGUCACAAUCAAUGCACGUGUGGUUGUUGUUGGUGCUUCAGAUAUAGGAAUGGCUUUUCUAGAAACUUUGGCAUUCUGCCCCCAUCUACGGUUCAACAACCUGGUGCUGAUUGCACCAAACGGUCUUCCUGGUGAACUGGCCCCCGAUGCAGUCCGAGCCAAAUUCCUCUCUAUGAGCCACUGCUAUACACAGGAUCAACUGUCUCAGGUGUCCCUCCGUUCAUGGGUCAAUGUUGUCCAGGCAAAGAUGGUGGCCAUCAACAGAGGCAGCAAGUAUGUGAAAGUUGCAGGAGGAGCCCGGGUACCCUACGAUCACCUGAUCUUAUGUACAGGUCAGCAGUACCAGACUAGCUGCCCUACGGGGGCAGAGGUUUCAACCAAGCUGGUGACCAACGCCUCCCUCCCUCAGAGUCCCAACUCUUACUACAAGGGUCGGGUACCCAAGAACGUCUUCACGGUGAAUGAUGAGUACGAUGCUUGCCGGGUAGUCAAGUGGAUCAACAAAUACUUUCUGAACAGCGAGGGUAAGGCAAUCAUUUACGGGAGUUCCCUGGACGCCUACAGCGCUGUUCAGUCAUUGCUUGAUAUCGGUCUGCCGGGCUCACGGAUCUGCUUCAUCAAACCUCCUCUCAAGUACAGCGUGACAUGUUUCAAUAACGCCAAGGUGGAAGAGAUGGUGCAUGAAGCCAUUGCGGCUGAGGGUGUACAGAUGUUUGAAGGUUAUUAUCUUGCCCAGUGGAAUGAUGGUAAGGGAGGGGAGGAGUUGUACUGCGCCUCAUUCACCUGCGACACUAAACCUCUCAAACUGGAGUGCUCUGCUUUCUUCUGUUUCAACAACAAGGCGGUUGAUUACGACACAUUCAAAGCAAUAAAUGACAGCUGUUUAGUGUUUGAUGGCAAGUUGGUCAUCGAUGCCAACUUCCACACCAACGAUCUGGCCAUCAGAGGGGCAGGACCACUCACAAAGUUCCAGCGUAAAUACCACGCUGACCAAUGGUCCCAUGCAAACUUCAACUCCAAGGAAGUAGGCAGUGCCCUUGCGUCCACCAUGUUGAGACUCUUCGAUCCCACCCUGGAGACAGACACCAGUCCACCCAUCGAGCCCGUUCCUCUGAUCCCAAUCUACUUGGAGGCUAAAGUCAAAGGUGCAGACCUGCCAGGUGGUUUGCGAUACCUUCAUUUUGGCAAGCCAAGUUUGGACACGCCACUAGAGGCUGACAUGGCGCAGCUUGAUUAUGGGAGAGUGUUGUUAACAGGCGACAAGGAAGGCUCAUCACAAGACUACUUCAGGCUUCAUAUCAACCAGUACAGCAAUAUUCAGACUGUCACCUGCCUGUCUCGAAAGAGUGUGGACACCAGCAAUCUACUAUGCCUCUACAACCUCCAUGAGCGAUUCCUCAACAACCUGGUGUCUCGAUUUGACGAAGGAUUGAUAACAGACCUUUACAGCUUCUUCCGUGAGACCUGGUCCCUGGCCGUCUUCCAUGAUCGCUUCUUGGACUUCAGACAAGAGAUCAGGGAGCUUCUUGUCCAAAGACCGGCUGUUAACGUUGCUGCCCUUGAGGAGAAGGUCAGACAACUGAUUGAUCAAGACCUGCAGCUGGAGAAGAAAGAGCGCAAGUACCUUGAGGAGGAAUUUGAGACAAGCGGCAACAAGAGAUCCCUUGAGACAAGACUUCUCAGCUUCUUGAGCUACAACUAUUAUCACCUGCCGAUGUACGCUAAGCCAGGCAUGGUCUGACUUCACUAAAUCCUUACUGCAAUUGUGCCUUUAUAACACAACAAAGAGAAGGUUGUCCAAUUUCCUGUUAUAAAUUUACAGUUUCUUGAGUUUUUUCUCUGAUUUAUUUUCCCUUCAGUGAUAAGUUGUAUUAAUUUUGGUUUUACCCAUACACAGAUGUGUGUUAGCACUGUAUACUCAGUA